UGACAGCUAUUUACUUGAAGCAAAUGAUUAGUUUGGGCAGGAUGGUCUCUAGCAUUGAAUCAAUUACAGGACUCUGUUUCUGAGGCCAUCAGAGAAAGGGAAAUAGCAGCAGGGGGACUGGGACCUUACUUGGGGGGGACGGACAAAAACAAAGUUUUCGUUCUCCUCGUACUAUUUUUAUGGAUUAUUAACACAAGAAGUUGAUGAUCACCAUGGGUCCUUCCCAAAGAACAAUCCUGAUUGUGGGCUGCUUCUUGACAGGGCCAUGGCUAGCCUCUUGCCAGUCUUUGCUUCCAAAUAUUCUGCCGAACAAUGAUGAAAUGAUUGUGCAGCUGAAUUCCCCUUUCACCCUGAAAUGUUCUGGAGACAGUGAAGUCAGCUGGCAACAUCCCAUACCUGAUGGCAACCAUACCAUAGACCUCAAAAGCGAGGAGAACAACAGCGGCCUGUUUGUGACUGUGCUUGAUGUGGCAAAUGCUUCUGCUUCUCACACUGGAUUGUACACUUGCUACUACAACCAUUCUCAAGAGGAAGAUGGUGAGGUGGAGGGGAAGGACAUCUAUGUCUUUGUGCCAGAUCCAGCUGUUCCCUUUGUUCCGACAUUCCCAGAAGAGGAGUUCAUUGUCAUCACUGAAGAAGAAGAGUCCUCCACCAUCCCUUGCCGGACAAGUGACCCCAACGCCCAAGUAACUUUGAUGACCAGCGAAGGGAAAAUCGUGUAUGCCUUUUAUGACAACAGACAGGGCUUCAUUGGAAACUUCUCUGCAGGCUCCUAUCUGUGCAAGACUACCGUUAAGGGAGUGGAGUUCCUGUCCGGUGAAUUUGUCAUCUAUAUUUACAAAGCUACAUCACAUCUUCAUGUUGAGAUCGAAUCCCCUAAGACCGUGUAUAAGACAGGAGAAACCAUUGUUGUAACGUGUGUGGUCUUGGAUAACGAAGUUGUGAACUUACAGUGGAAUUAUCCAGGGAAAGUGAAGAACAAAGGUACAAUUUCACUUGAGGACAUCAAAAUUCCAACCCAGAAGCUGGUUUACAACCUGACCAUUCCAGAUGCUUCAGUGAAGGACAGUGGAGAUUAUGAAUGUGCUGCUCUUCAUGUGACCAAAGAUUUUAAGAAAACAAAAAGAGUCGUGAUCACAGUUCAUGAUAAAGGGUUCAUUCAUCUGGAACCCCAUUUUAACCCCAUGGAAGCUGUCAAUCUUCAUGAAGUUAAAAAAUUUGUAGUUGAUGUGCAUGCAUACCCAGAGCCAAAAAUGUUUUGGCUGAAGGACAAUGUGACUCUGAUGGAGAAUCUCACGGAGAUUGUCACUAAGUCCAAGCAGAUCCAGGAGACGAGGUACCAGAGUGUAUUAAAAUUAAUUCGUGCCAAGGAAGAAGACAGCGGAUAUUAUACUUUUGUAGCACAGAAUGAGGAUGAAACUCAAAGAUAUAUUUUCUCCCUGCUCAUACAAGUUCCAGCUUUAAUCCGAGAUCUGGUGGAUAGUCAUCACGACUCUGCGGGGCAAACAGUGAAAUGCUUGGCAGAAGGGACACCACUCCCUGAUGUGGAAUGGCUGGUUUGCAAGGACAUUAAAAAGUGCAGUAAUGACACCUCGUGGACCCUCCUGACGAACAAUAUCUCUGAUAUCACCAUGAAGACUCACCUUGAUCAGAAAAACAUGGUAGAAAGCCAGGUGACCUUUCAGAAGGUGGAAGAAACACUGGCUGUUCGAUGUAUGGCGAGGAAUGACCUUGGCACUGUGGCACGGGAACUGAAGCUUGUGGCUCCCACUUUACGAUCUGAAUUGACGGUGGCUGCUGCGGUCCUAGUGUUGCUCGUAAUUGUAAUAAUUUCGCUGAUUGUCCUGGUGAUCAUAUGGAAGCAGAAACCAAGAUAUGAAAUAAGAUGGAGAGUCAUCGAGUCCAUCAGCCCGGAUGGACAUGAAUACAUUUAUGUGGACCCUAUGCAGCUGCCAUAUGACUCACGAUGGGAAUUUCCACGAGAUGGAUUAGUACUAGGACGAAUCCUUGGUUCUGGAGCUUUUGGGAAAGUAGUUGAAGGAACUGCUUAUGGAUUAAGCCGGUCACAGCCUGUGAUGAAGGUGGCUGUGAAAAUGUUGAAGCCCACUGCGAGAUCCAGCGAAAAGCAGGCUCUUAUGUCUGAAUUAAAGAUAAUGACCCAUCUUGGACCCCACUUGAACAUAGUGAACUUGUUAGGAGCUUGUACAAAGUCAGGUCCAAUUUAUAUCAUAACGGAAUAUUGCUUUUAUGGAGACCUGGUGAACUACCUGCAAAACAGGGACAACUAUCUGAAUCGACAUCCUGAAAAGCCCAAGAAGGACUUAGACAUCUUUGGGAUGAACUCAGCUGAUGAAAGUACUAGGAGCUAUGUAAUCCUAUCCUUUGAAAACAAUGGUGAAUAUAUGGAUAUGAAACAAGCAGAGACAAUGCAGUAUGUGCCAAUGCUAGAAAGGAAAGACAGAUCGAAAUAUUCCGACAUCCAAAGGUCGUUGUAUGAUAGGCCUGCUUCGUAUAAGAAAAAUAUGUGUCAGGUAAGUUAAGAUGUGAAGAACCUCCUCUCUGAUGGCCAUUCAGAAGGCCUCACUUUGUUGGACCUGCUCAGCUUUACUUACCAAGUUGCACGGGGAAUGGAAUUCUUAGCUUCUAAAAAUUGUGUUCAUCGUGAUUUGGCAGCUCGGAAUGUCCUUCUGGCUCAAGGAAAAAUUGUGAAGAUCUGUGACUUUGGUCUGGCUAGAGACAUCAUGCAUGAUUCAAACUAUGUAUCUAAAGGCAGUACCUUCCUUCCAGUGAAAUGGAUGCACCUGAAAGCAUUUUUGACAACCUGUAACAUAGCAUUAAGUGAUGUCUGGUCUUAUGGCAUUCUGCUGUGGGAAAUAUUUUCUCUUGGUGGCACUCCAUAUCCUGGCAUGAUGGUUGAUUCUAUGUUCUAUAAUAAAAUUAAAAGUGGCUACCGAAUGGCAAAACCGGACCAUGCUACUAGUGAAGUGUAUGACAUCAUGGUGAAAUGCUGGAACAGUGAACCCGAGAAAAGACCUUCUUUUUACCACUUGAGCGAAAUAGUUGAGAACCUGUUGCCUGGAGAAUACAAGAAGAGCUAUGAGAGAAUUCACUUGGACUUCUUGAAGAGUGACCAUCCCGCUGUCACACGCAUGAGAGCGGACUGUGACAACACCUACAUUGGAGUCACUUACAAGAAUGAAGACAAACUGAAGGACAGGGAGAGUGGAUUUGAUGAACAAAGACUCAGCGCCGACAGUGGCUAUAUAAUCCCCCUGCCAGAUAUUGACCCUGUUUCAGAAGACGAGCUCAGCAAAAGGAACAGGCACAGUUCCCAGACUUCCGAAGAAAGUGCCAUCGAAACUGGCUCCAGCAGCUCCACAUUCGUAAAGCGAGAGGAUGAGACCAUUGAGGAUAUUGACAUGAUCGAUGACAUUGGAAUGGAUUCCUCAGAACUGGUUGAGGACAGUUUCCUGUAAUUCCCGAAGGAAGUAGUGGACAUCUUUUGAGGGGUGCGAGACAAGAAGAAAGAAAGAAAGAAA
Messenger RNA from Lacerta agilis (Sand lizard), 3539 nucleotides. It is a transcript of the gene PDGFRA, whose product is annotated as platelet derived growth factor receptor alpha. Gene Ontology annotation, molecular function: platelet-derived growth factor binding; ATP binding; platelet-derived growth factor alpha-receptor activity. Gene Ontology annotation, biological process: protein phosphorylation; platelet-derived growth factor receptor signaling pathway; embryonic cranial skeleton morphogenesis. Lineage: Eukaryota; Metazoa; Chordata; Lepidosauria; Squamata; Lacertidae. Gene Ontology annotation, cellular component: signaling receptor complex. The record is from RefSeq and is a predicted model, not a curated record.